Messenger RNA from Lotus japonicus, 962 nucleotides. RefSeq lists its product as uncharacterized. The record is from RefSeq and is a predicted model, not a curated record. Lineage: Eukaryota; Viridiplantae; Streptophyta; Magnoliopsida; Fabales; Fabaceae. Bases 170 to 832 code for a protein of 220 amino acids. The transcript is spliced from 2 exons.
CUUACGCGUGAAUUAGAGGAUAAUCAGCCACGUCACCUCUUUCUUCAGAUCACGAAAACCCCUAUAAAUACCAAGCAAAAACACUAGAUUUUCAAUUCCAUCACACAGCAUUCCAGAACCUGCUCUUCAGUUUCUUCGAUCUGAAGCAUUCACCACAGAUAAUAUAGAUAUGGAAGACUCGCGUCAAAUCAAGGUAGAGGAUAUAAAGGAAGAGAAGACUGAUCUGAAGAAUAAAUCGGUAGAGAAAGAGAGCCCAAAAUCUAAGGAAGAGAAGAAAAAGAAGGAUGAAGAUAAGUCAAACAAAAAGAAGAAAGAGAAGGAGGUGGAAGGAGAGGGAGAGAAGAAAGAAAAAGAUUUAGAAGAUAAAGGGGAGGAGAAGAAGAAAAAGAAGGGUAAGGAUAAGGAGGAGAAGGACAAAACUGAUGCAGAGAAGGGCAAGGAGAAAGAAGAUGAUCAGGAGGCGGGUGGUGAAGUGAAGAAGGAAAAGGAGAAGAAGAAAAAGGAAAAGAAGGACAAGGGAGAAGAAGAUGAAGGUAAGGAUGGUGAAGAGAAGAAGGAAAAGGAGAAGAAGAAAAAGGAAAAGAAGGACAAGGGAGAAGAAGAUGAAGGUAAGGAUGGUGAAGAAAAAAAGAAAGAUAAGGAGAAGAAAAAGGAAAAGAAGGAUGAUGGAAAGGACAAGACCAAGGAUGUUAGCAAGCUGAAACAGAAGCUUGAAAAGAUGAAUGGUAAAAUAGAAGCACUCCUUCAAGAGAAGGCAGAUAUAGAAAGGCAGAUAAAAGAAGCUGAAGUUGGGAGUCAUGUAGUGAAUGAGAAGGACAAGGAUGAGGCAUAGUAACCGUUUAGUAUAUGAAUAUACGUACUAACAUGCAUAAUAAGCAAUUUUGUUUGCACUUGAUGAAUGGUUUGUAUAAUAAAAUUGUCUUUUCAUUUGUGUGAGAAUUGAAGUGAUACAUGUUUGUGCA